Molecule: messenger RNA, 1539 nt
Organism: Ochotona curzoniae (black-lipped pika)
Lineage: Eukaryota; Metazoa; Chordata; Mammalia; Lagomorpha; Ochotonidae
Gene: SHE
Product: Src homology 2 domain containing E
Exons: 6
Coding region: 1-1539 (512 amino acids)
Molecular function (GO): phosphotyrosine residue binding
Source: RefSeq, a predicted model, not a curated record
AUGCAGUGGCCCCCGACCCCUGGCGCCUCUCCGUGUCCUGGCUGGGCCUCCUCGCUCGCCUGCGCCGCAGCCGCGACGCUCCUGAGCCGCGCCGGCCGGGCACCCCUCAUGGCGGCCAAGUGGUUCAAGGAGUUCCCGCUGAACCUGAAGCCCGCGUCGGAGCGGGCCAAGCCGGGGGGCGCGGGCGGUGCUGGAGGAGGUGGUGGUGGUGGUGGUGGCGGUGGCGGCGGUGGUGGCGGCAAACUGCGCAAGAACUCGGAGGCGAGCGGCGCGGGGCCGGCCGCCUCCAAGGGCCGCAAGAACUCGGCGGCCGAGCUGGGGGGCGGCGGCCGGGCCGGGGGCGGCCCCACCAAGGACAGCCGGCUGUCCCGGGACAGUCUGCAGGGUCUCAUUCAGGCGGCCGCGGGCAAGGGCCGCAAGAACUCGCGGACCCCAGAGGAGGAGCCCCAUCGCAGUGUGGCCAAGAGCACGGGCUGCAGCACCUACAUCAAUAGGCUCAUUAAGGUGGACACCCAGGAGAAGAAUGGCAAGAGCAACUACUCCGGCGGCAGCAGCAGCAGCGGCAGCGGCAGCACCAGCAGCUCCUCCUCCGCGUCCUCUUCACCUUGUUCCCUGGGCCCUGAGCUGGACAAGGGCAAGAUGGCCAAACAGCAGGAUACGGUCAUCAUUCUGGAAGACUACGCUGACCCUUACGAUGCCAAACGGACCAAGGGCCAACGGGAGGCAGAGAGAGUCGGGGAGAAUGAUGGCUACAUGGAGCCAUACGACGCCCAGCAGAUGAUCACAGAAAUCCGGCGCCGCGGCUCCAAGGACCCCCUGGUGAAGGCCCUUCAGCUGCUGGACGGCCCCUGCGAGCCCGCGGAGGGCAACGGCGCCAAGGCGGAGGCGGCCAAGAGACGGAGCUCCAAGGAGCUGCUGGGCAAGGCGCCGCAGCUCUACGACACGCCCUACGAGCCUGCCGACGGCAAGGCGCGGCCCCCCGACAGCCGGCUGCCCGAGAACGACGAGCGGCCGGCGGCGGAGUACGAGCAGCCCUGGGAAUGGAAGAGAGAGCAGAUCGUGCGGGCGCUGUCAGUCCAGUUUGAAGGAGCUGAGCGGCCACCUGGCAAGGAGGAACCAGCGAGGCAGCACCACCGGCAGAAGAGCUGGACCCAGAAAAUCCUGAAGCCAGCCCUGUCUGACCAUGGCGAGGGGGAGAAGGUGGACCCGGGCCUGCCCCUGGAGAGGCAGCCGUGGUACCACGGCGCCAUCUCCCGGGCCGAGGCCGAGAGCCGGCUCCAGCCCUGCAAGGAGGCCGGCUACCUGGUUCGAAACAGCGAGUCAGGGAACAGCAGGUACUCCAUUGCACUCAAGACCAGCCAGGGAUGUGUCCACAUCAUCGUGGCCCAGACCAAAGACAACAAGUACACGCUGGACCAGACCAGCGCUGUGUUUGGCAGCAUCCCGGAAGUGGUGCACUACUACUCCACCGAGAAGCUGCCCUUCAAAGGCGCCGAGCAUAUGACCUUGCUCCAUCCCGUGCACAACAAGCUGCACUAA